GAAUUUGAUUCUGUGAUGAGAAGGGAGAAUCCUUUUCAACUAAAGGCAACGCUAGCCUUCCCAUUUUGCAACGCUAACUUGGGGAUUUGAAGCAUCUCUAUCUCUCUCCACGGUCCCAGCUCUCUGAUAAUUGGUUUCAUGACAGUGAAGUACUUGUACAUGGUGAUGAGGAUAAAUGUAGAUUGCAAUGGCUGCUAUAGAAAAGUAAAGAGAGCCCUUCUUAAGAUUCCAGAAAUGGAGUCACAUCUGAUAGAGAAGAAGCAAAGCAGGGUAAUAGUGUGUGGGAGCUUCGUCCCUCAGGAUGUGGCAAUCAAGAUAAAGAAGAAGACUAAUCGCAGAGUUGAGAUAUUAGAAAUAGGAGACAUACAUGAGCAAUAGCAAUAGUGUGAGCGAGGAUGAGAAGCCUGUGAUCAAUAAUUCAAACCUUCGACUGAAGCCACAGUUAACCACUAGACACCUGGAAUGUUGUUGUACGUGUUAUUUCAUAUGCUAACACCCAUUUUGUCAAC
This is a messenger RNA of Neltuma alba, 509 nucleotides long. RefSeq names its product heavy metal-associated isoprenylated plant protein 25-like. Gene Ontology annotation, molecular function: metal ion binding. NCBI's taxonomy places the organism in Eukaryota, Viridiplantae, Streptophyta, Magnoliopsida, Fabales, Fabaceae. Bases 139 to 378 code for a protein of 79 amino acids. The transcript has 3 exons. The record is from RefSeq and is a predicted model, not a curated record.